CGAUUGGUGUUUUCAAAACACACGUAUCAAGCAAGCUCUGCUCUCUUGACUGUUGUUGGUGUGUUUAUCAAUCAAUCAAUCUAGGCCUGUCACCCCAUCCAAUCCAUUCGAACUUUCAUCUUGCCUGCCCAUCUCACGCCAAUUUUGAUAUCCCAUCCAUUCAUUCAACCAUCCCUCCAUCCCUCCAUACGCCCAUGACCAUUCAUUCACUAUGUACCUGUUCAAGCACAGCUUUCAUUGCUUUGAGUGCAAACGUGUGUUUCGCGUCCAAUCUCAAUUGGAGCAACACGUCCGGCAAGUUCAACCCACGACGACCAGCACGACCAGCACGGCUAAUGAUGCCACCAUCACCAUCAAGGUCGACGAUCAGCAGGCGUUGCACGCUGAAGAGGGUUCGGCCUGCGCCGCUGAGCACGCCCACGAACGCCUGGACAAGUACUUCCCGCUCAUGAAAGAUGCCAAAGAAUGGAUGGAGUCGCAGGAGCUGGACACAGCAUUCCGCACGCGUGAUUCGCGCCCCAAUUACGCCAAGUUCACCUGUCGCCACCGGCGUGCCGUGGCGCCCAAAAGUACGGCCAAGGGUCAGCGUAAGCGCCAAGACACAGUGGCCAGUCUCGAGUGUCAUGCUCAGUUUGUGAUCAAGAAGACAGUGGUGUGCCAAUGUCUGCGCGACAAUCCCGAGAACUUGUGCGGCCAGCCCAAGACCAUGUUCAGACUUCGUGGCUGCAUCGCGCACGCCCAUGAGCGCAUGGUGCGCAGCCUUCGCAUACCGCAAGUCACACGGAAUUUGAUCAUUGGUUUGCUGAAGAAUGGCGUGCCCAACCAGACCAUUCUGCGGUGUGCUACCACGAAUCGCGUCAAUUUGUAUGACAAGAUUGUAACCAUGCAGGAUAUUCGCAAUAUUGCCAAACGCUAUGCCCAAACUGUGGCUGAAGGACCCAGUGGUCCGGCUCCGUCGCCCCAGUCGGCAUUGUUGUCUGAGACACAGGGCGAAGCGCCAGAGGCGGGAUCCCAUGGGGUGCUCAAGAUGGAAGAGAUUGAAGCUGAGGAGGAGAAGCAGCGACUGAUCUUGUUGGAAGAGCGGCGAUUAACAGCCCUUCGCGGUCUCCGCGAUUGUGUGCGCGUCCUUGAGGAUGGUUCUGCAUUGCUCGCCAAGGAGGACCUUAUUAGUCAGGUGGAGGAUCUCAUAGCUCAACGCAAUUAUUUCUGAUCAAAUGAUGAUGUGACCAUCGCUUCCAAGCUUUACUCAACAAUAUUAAAUAACGCUAAAUGUCCGUUGCCAUUGACGCUAUCAAUAUAUUUAUACCUUAUCCCGAG
Messenger RNA from Tigriopus californicus, 1317 nucleotides. RefSeq lists its product as uncharacterized. The record is from RefSeq and is a predicted model, not a curated record. The coding region runs from base 212 to 1210 and encodes 332 amino acids. NCBI's taxonomy places the organism in Eukaryota, Metazoa, Arthropoda, Copepoda, Harpacticoida, Harpacticidae. The transcript is spliced from 3 exons.